AUAAGGCUAGAGAGCAGUACAGACACAUCACAGCCAGCAGGCAUACACAGUCCUAGGAGCUCAGCUGAUCUGUACUUUUGUGCCAAGGAAAGACUGACAGCAGCAGAUAUGUGUGAGCAGUACUCCAAGGAGAAAACCAUUGAAAUGAGGAGAAAACACAUAGGGCCAUCAUGCAAAGUAUUUUUUGCAAAAGAUCCUAUUAAGAUAGUACAUGCGAAGGGACAGUACAUGUAUGAUGAAAGAGGAGAAAGAUAUCUCGACUGCAUAAAUAAUGUAGCUCAUGUUGGACAUAGCCAUUCCGAUGUGACAAAGGCUGCAGUCAAGCAGAUGGAGUUACUGAACACCAACUCUAGGUUCCUGCAUGACAAUCUUGUUCAGUAUGCUGAACGCCUAACAGCCACCCUGCCUGAGCAGCUCUCUGUCUGCUAUUUUGUUAACUCAGGGUCAGAAGCAAAUGACCUUGCUCUACGCCUGGCGCGGCACUUCUCUGGCCACUCUGAUGUGAUAACCCUUGACCAUGCAUAUCAUGGCCAUGUGACUUCUUUAAUUGACAUAAGUCCAUAUAAAUUUCAACAGCUUGGAGAAGAAGCCAAAAAAGAGUAUGUUCACGUGGCUCCAUCUCCUGAUACCUAUAGGGGUAAAUAUAGGGAAGAGCAUCCUGAUCCAGGAGCAGCAUAUGCCGAGGAGGUGAAUGACAUCAUCAGAGAAGCUCAGCAGAAUAACCGACAGAUUGCUGCCUUCAUUGCUGAAUCCAUGCAGAGCUGUGGAGGCCAAAUUAUCCCACCACCUGGCUACUUCAAAAAAGUGGCAGAGUAUGUACACCAAGCAGGUGGUGUCUUUAUAGCAGAUGAGGUGCAGGUUGGAUUUGGACGAGUUGGAAAACAUUUCUGGAGUUUUCAGCUACAGGGAGAAGAUUUUGUACCAGACAUUGUCACUAUGGGAAAGCCAAUUGGCAAUGGACACCCUAUGUCUUGUGUUGUGACAACCAGAGAAAUAGCAGAAGCCUUCGGAGCCACCGGACUGGAAUAUUUUAACACGUUUGGAGGAAAUCCAGUAUCUUGUGCUAUUGGCUUAGCUGUGCUAGAUGUUAUUGCAAAGGAAAAUCUGCAAGAAAAUGCAACCAUAGUAGGAAACUAUCUGGUGGAGCUGCUGCAGGAGCAAAAAGAAAAACAUCAGCUGAUAGGAGAUAUCAGGGGUGUUGGAUUGUUUAUUGGUGUAGACUUGGUUAAAGACAGACAACUGAAGACCCCAGCUACAGCCGAAGCCCUCCAUAUUAUAUAUAAAUUAAAGGAAAAACGGAUCCUUCUCAGCGCGGAUGGCCCAUACAGGAAUGUUCUCAAGUUCAAGCCUCCCAUGUGCUUUACAAAGGAAGAUGCUAAGAUGGUGGUGGAUGCCAUUGAUGAAUUUCUGACAGCUUUUGAAAAAGCGGAGGAAAAAUCAAAAGUUGUGGCUGAACCAAAUAAAAACAAAAGAAAAGAUCCCAGCCACAUACACGACAGCGCUAACAAUUUACAUGGAAAUGCCUGUAGACCUCAAAGGAGCGGUUAUCACGCAGAGAAACAUGUAGUUACAACUAAACGAAUCAGAACCUAGAUGAGAUCCAGGCUUUGUGUUUUUUUUUUCUUGCUUCAAAACUUCAUUACAAAACCAGAGUAUGGUGGGGUCUAAACGGGGUUUACAGUGCUUUCUAUUUUAGUCUAUGUAUUCCUGCUAUUUCAAUAUAUUAUAUUGGAAUGAAAACUAUAUCCAUGUUUUAAUGGCUUAAAUAUAUCAAACACACGUUAACAUAUUUCUGUUAUAAACAAUAUAUUUUCUAAUAGCUACAGCAUCAAAUUACCUGUUUAUUCAUUCUGGUUAGUAAAACAUGAUGCCAGGCUUUACACAUUAAUUAGCUCAACUAACAUGGUGAAUGAUAUAAUCAUGUUGAGAACAUUAACUGUAUUUCAUUUGGUAAGCAUGUUGACUAUUGUUCUGUACCAUUUAGACACAAAAAAAUUACAUUACAUAUGUUAAUGCCAAUAAAGCUAUUUAAGUUAUGAAAA
Pseudophryne corroboree (corroboree frog) is the source of this 2042-nucleotide messenger RNA. It is a transcript of the gene ETNPPL, whose product is annotated as ethanolamine-phosphate phospho-lyase. Bases 109 to 1593 code for a protein of 494 amino acids. The transcript has 13 exons. Gene Ontology annotation, molecular function: ethanolamine-phosphate phospho-lyase activity; transaminase activity; pyridoxal phosphate binding. The record is from RefSeq and is a predicted model, not a curated record. Lineage: Eukaryota; Metazoa; Chordata; Amphibia; Anura; Myobatrachidae.